GCUCGAGUCCCGACUGCGCCCGCCUCCCCACUCACUAGGAUCUGAGACGCCGCGCCGCCCAGACGCCUCUAUUCCCGUCACUACCACCGGCCUCCCCUCGCUCCUGGGCAACGGUGCCCACAACGGCGAUAUGACAGAAUCUAACUGGUUCUCUAUUGUUGACCAUUUAAAGAUUAUCUCUGUAGCAUAUGAAGUGCUUCACUAGUCAUCUUUCUGCAAAACAUGUUUUAUCAGUACAUGCUCACUGUCAUGGAUACUCUAUCAGAAGCAAAUGGCACCUUUGCAUUAAACCUUUUGAAAAAGCUAGGGGAAAACAACUCAAACAACAUAUUUUUUUCACCCAUGAGCAUGUCGUCAGCCUUGGCCAUGGUUUUCAUGGGAGCGAAGGGAAAUACUGCAGCCCAGAUGUCUCAGGCACUCUCUUUUAGUAAAAUUGGAGGUGAAGAUGGAGAUAUUCACCAAGGUUUUCAGUCACUUCUUGCUGAAAUUAACAGAACUGGUACUCAGUACUUGCUUAAAACUGCUAACAGGCUCUUUGGAGAAAAGUCUUAUGACUUCCACACAUGUUUUACAGAUUCCUGUGGCAAAUUCUACCAAGCAAAGCUAAAACAACUUGAUUUCCUGAAUGAUACAGAGAAGUCCAGAACACACAUAAAUAACUGGAUUGCUGAAAAAACUGAAGGUAAAAUUACAGAGAUGCUCUCUCCAGAUUCAGUUGAUUCCUUGACUAAGCUGAUUCUCGUGAAUGCCAUCUACUUCAAAGGAAACUGGGAAAGUCAGUUUGUGAAAGAGAUGACCAGGGAAAUGCCUUUUAAAAUUAGCAAGAACAAAGAAAAACCUGUGCAAAUGAUGUUUAAGGAAUCCAUCUUUAAAAUGACCUAUGUAAGGAAAAUAUCCAGCCAAAUUCUAGUGCUUCCCUAUGUUGGAAAGGAACUGAAUAUGAUCAUUUUGCUUCCCAAUGAAAACACUGAUUUGAAAAUGGUGGAGAAAAAGCUUUCAUAUGAGAGAUUCAUAGAAUGGACAAACCCAGACAAGAUGCAUGAACAAGAGAUGGAAGUUUUCCUUCCUAGAUUUAAACUAGAGGAAACUUACAACAUGGAAGACGUCCUUCGCAGUAUGGGCAUGGUCGAUGCCUUUGAACAGGACAGGGCAGACUUCUCAGGAAUGUCAUCUAAGAAGGAUCUGUACUUGUCCAAGGUCACGCACAAGUCCUUUGUGGAGGUCAAUGAGGAAGGUACAGAAGCAGCAGCAGCUACCACCGAACAAAUAGUUUUAUGUUGUGCCAGUUACUCCCUCAGGUUCUGUGCAGACCAUCCCUUCCUUUUCUUCAUCCAGCACAGCAAAACCAAUGGUAUUCUCUUCUGUGGCCGGUUUUCGUCUCCAUAAGGACAUAGGUAGUCAUUGGAUAUAGUCCUUCUCUUUUCUCUUAGUGACCUACAUUUCCUCCACUCUUUAUAGUGUGCCUGUGACCCAAAGUGACUUUAUUAUUGCAGCAGUCAAAAAUGAGAUGUUAGGAAUCUAAUUUUGAAAUUCCUUGUUGAGAACCCUUGUGUGUGUGUUUGCAUGUUAAAUGUUUUCUAGAGUCUGAACUUGUCUCCAAGGAUUUUGUGGUCACUUUGCAGGUGGUAUCAAUGACCACUUAGUCAAACCCCUCUGCUUGAAAUGAGGUGUUACCCUCUCCCCACUGCCCACACCAAUAUAUUCCAUCUGUCAGAGCUA
Molecule: messenger RNA, 1719 nt
Organism: Chlorocebus sabaeus (green monkey)
Lineage: Eukaryota; Metazoa; Chordata; Mammalia; Primates; Cercopithecidae
Source: RefSeq, a predicted model, not a curated record